This is a messenger RNA of Macrobrachium nipponense, 587 nucleotides long. Its product is annotated as pro-resilin-like. Bases 52 to 462 code for a protein of 136 amino acids. The transcript is spliced from 3 exons. NCBI's taxonomy places the organism in Eukaryota, Metazoa, Arthropoda, Malacostraca, Decapoda, Palaemonidae. The record is from RefSeq and is a predicted model, not a curated record. Gene Ontology annotation, cellular component: extracellular matrix.
CCGAGAGGACAAAGCAUCAGUUUCUCAAAAGAGACUAUAUACAAUACCACCAUGCACACCAAGGUCCUUCUGGUUGUUUUGGGCUUGGCUGCCCUGGUUGCUGCUGACAGCAGGGAGACCUACUCCUACUCUGCCCCAAGGGCUUCAUCCGGCUCCGAGGAAUCCUUCGAGUCCGGCGAAGUCAAGUACAACUUCAACUGGGCCGUAAGCGACGACUCCUCCAGCAACGAAUUCGGACACCAGGAGGCCCGCGACGGAGACGACACCCAGGGAUCCUACUACGUCCAGCUCCCCGACGGCCGCCUGCAGAAGGUGUCCUUCCACGUCGACGGUGACGACGGGUAUGUCGCUGAGGUCACCUACUCCGGCGAGGCUCAGUUCCCCGACUCCGACGAAUCCUUCGAGUCCCGCGAGGCUCCCAGGAGGUACUAUGGUGCUCCCGACUCCAACGAAUCCAAGUAAACUGGAGGAGAUGCUCAGAUUUCGAAGAGAUUUCUUAUAUUAAAUCUUGUCCUUUUGUUGAUGUUCUCCCAACGCACCUAUGUCUCUAUUUGUCUAAUUUAUUACGAUUACAAUGAGAAAUAAAA